Solea solea (common sole) is the source of this 598-nucleotide messenger RNA. It is a transcript of the gene smdt1b, whose product is annotated as single-pass membrane protein with aspartate-rich tail 1b. The record is from RefSeq and is a predicted model, not a curated record. The transcript is spliced from 3 exons. The coding region runs from base 11 to 310 and encodes 99 amino acids. Gene Ontology annotation, biological process: mitochondrial calcium ion homeostasis; calcium import into the mitochondrion. Gene Ontology annotation, cellular component: uniplex complex; mitochondrial inner membrane. Lineage: Eukaryota; Metazoa; Chordata; Actinopteri; Pleuronectiformes; Soleidae.
ACAAGUAAAAAUGGCGGCGAGUAUACUGCGCCUUUCGAUGCGACUUUCUACCAGAAAUACGGCGAAAAUGAGCCGUAACACUGGUCUGAAAUCAACAAACAUAUCCAAGACGACUUCCAUCCGAACCGCAGUAUCAACGACUUCGGGGGCAAUCCUGCCCAAACCGGAUAAAACACCGUUUGGUCUUAUCCGCAUGACGGUGGUCGUGGUGCCUUUCCUGUAUGUUGGAACACUAAUCAGCAAGAACUUUGCUGCUCUUUUGGAGGAACAUGACAUAUUCGUCCCUGAGGAUGAUGAUGACGACGACUGAGCUGACCUCAGUAAAUGGUUAAGUGCUUUGAAAUGCUGACUGAAAGCAUAACCCAUUAACCUGCAUGAGGAAGAGGGAGAAUAUGGGGCAUUUCGACAUCCAAACACAUCCCUCUACCUCCCACCAUCUCACUGCCCUGUUUUCGGCUACUUAUGUUAUUGUCAUGAAAAUCAUUUUAGAAAUCUCAUAUCAUGUGAGGCUAUUACAACUACAAGUUAUGUCCUCACUCUUGUUUGCAUGUGUAUGCCUGUCAACCCAAUAAACAGACGUUUACAUCUGGAAAAAAAA